AAAAAAAAAAGAAAAUACAGAUGGAGAAGUCCAAGGACUGAGUACAGGAGUAUGGCAACACUGGGAGCUGGAAGGAAGGACAGAGUCACCAAUGGAAAAACCAGAGAAGAAGAAGGAAAACCAGGUAACCAGGUGAAGUGUGGCAUCCUGGAUCCCAAGAAACAACGCAUAUUAAGGAGGGAGUGAUCCACUGUGCCAAAUGCUGAUAGGUCAAGUAAGAUAAAGGACUAUUCGAUUUAUCCAUGGUGAUUGGUGGCUUUGCCAGGAGCAGUAACAGGGGAGCCGUGAGGCAAAGCCUGGUUGGAAUAGGUUUAAGAAAAAAUGGGGAGAGAGAAACCAGAGACAGUAUGCGCUCUUUGGAGGAGUGCUCGAUAUGGGAGGACAAAGAAGUAGGGUGGUUCCCAGUGGGGAAGAGUCAAGAGUUUUCUUUCUUGCUUGUCUUUUGUUGUUGUUUGUUUGUUUGUUUUGUUUUGGUUUAAGGUGAGAGAAACAACUGUGUUUGUGUGCUGACAGGCUGGCUCAAGUUGGAGAGAAUGAAGUGUCAUAGGAGGACCUGGGAAGGAUUGGCUGACAGACACGUGGAGAGAUCACCUCUGGUGACAGAAGAGAGGGCAGCAUAUGUGCUCAAAGAUACUGAGACUAUGAGGCUCAAGUGGCUGGUGCUUAAGAUGGGCGAGUUCAUGAAAGCCGGGAAGGCGGUGCUGGUCCUGGCUGGAUGCCACUCUGGAUGCAAACUGUUCAUUGUGAAGAACAUUGGUGAGGGCACCCCAGACUGUCCCUACAGCCACACUCUGGUGUCUGGAAUUGACCGCUAUGCCCCACACAAAGUGACAGCUGCCAUGGGCAAGAAGGAAAUCGCCAAGAGGUCAAAGAUAAAAUCUUUGGUGAAAGUUCACAACUACAAUCGCCUCAUGCCAAUGAAGUACUCUGUGAAUAGCCCCUUGGACAAAACUGACCUCAAACAGGAUGUCUUCUGAGACCCUGCCCCUAAACACAAGGCCUGAAGAAAGGCCAAGGCCAAGUUCAAGGAGAGGCACAAGACUGGCAAGAACAAACUUCUUCCAGAAGCUGCAGUGUUAUAUAUGUAUAUCUGUUUUGUUGCAGUCAUUUAAAAAAAAAUGUGUGCAUGCAAUUUAAGCUGGAAAAAGAUCAAAGUGAAUACAUCGUGGUAAGGAGCCAGGGAAGAGGCAGUAGACCCAAUCUGAAUGUAUAUCCUGGUGGGAUCUAAGGAGAUUUAUUUACUGGAGGGAGGAGCUGGAAAGAUAGGAGUAGGAUUCAUGGGUCAGAGAUUGCAGAGGCUUCUCUAGGCCAGGGGGAAGUGAUUCCAGGGCUACUGUGUUCGCUGCCAAGAGUGAGGCUGAUCCUGUAGGAAUCUUGCUGAGCUUGGGAAAUUGUGGGAAAUCACCACUGCAGGAGGCACAUGGCUGGCAUGCCCCCCCCCCCAUCCUUCCCAAAGGUGUCCCAAUUCAGAGUACAUUGGUUCUGGACCCAGACAGAGAAAAACCAUGAGUUGAAACUUAAAUAAUUGUAAUGCUGGUAAAUGAUUUGCUUUUAAAAUAGGUGUUGGGGGCAAUGUUCCUAGGGCAGUAUGUACCUUGGAUCUUCACUUUUCUCUCCAAGAGAUGAAGGUCACAUAUGUUACCUACAUCCGGGGAAUUUCCUGCUGUGUAAUCUGUAGCCCUCUCUUGUUUUUAAAAUCUCAAACAAUCAAACAAACCGGAUAAUAAGCAAAAGAGGCUUAUGUUGUUGAUAGGUCUGCCUCCUGCUGUAGAUUUGUAAUUAAACACUGUAAAUUGUGAUACCACAACUACUUUUUAUUAACCAAUGUCUUGACACUCCAGCAACUGGGUGCAGGUCAUGCUAUGCUUUCAGAGGUCCCCUUGGAGCAUCCUGAAUGGGCAGAGAGGACAGACCAUUGGCCCUGGAAACGGCGUGGGGGUGUUAUGAAGCGACGCUGCAGCUGGGCAGUGAGUCUGGGAAACACUUUGAUUUCCACAAAGAUGUGGGAGAAAAAUAGAAGAGAGAGAAAGAAAAGGAAGUAGGUGAGGCAGAAAGGAACGAGCAGAGGAGGAAGAAGAGAAGGCAAAGAAGGAGGAAGAAGAAACGAAGAAGGAGGCAAAAGAGGAUCAGUCAGGAUCCUAAUCCUCACGUCCAAUAGAGUCAGCCCAUAGCAUCCGUCCUCCUCAUGACUGACAAGGUGGGGGUCGUUGGGGAGGAAGACCUCCCUCUGCUCUGUGGUCUUUCCAGCUGGACUUUGAACCUAAUUGGCAUGAGACAUAUUAACAGGAGAAAAUCAAAUUUAAAGUGUAUACAGAUGGGAAUCCAGACAGACAUGAAGCUCUGAAGAUGAUGAGGCAAUGGAAGCUCGUAUGAGCUUAAACUUAAGGCCUGAGGUCACAAAGGCAUGAAAAGUAGUGAAAAGGUGAAAGGAGAUGUUUGCAAAAACAGGAUUGUUCUAUCAAGCAGCUGAGUUCCUUUGGUAAAGGGGGUCUCUGUUAGUACUUCUCUUCCUGGUACAAGCUCUCCCUUCUCUCUCUUUUUUUUUUAA
Molecule: messenger RNA, 2548 nt
Organism: Nyctereutes procyonoides (raccoon dog)
Lineage: Eukaryota; Metazoa; Chordata; Mammalia; Carnivora; Canidae
Product: 60S ribosomal protein L27-like
Exons: 2
Coding region: 534-977 (147 amino acids)
Biological process (GO): translation
Cellular component (GO): cytosolic large ribosomal subunit; ribosome
Molecular function (GO): structural constituent of ribosome
Source: RefSeq, a predicted model, not a curated record